Messenger RNA from Hevea brasiliensis (rubber tree), 2215 nucleotides. Its product is annotated as galacturonokinase. Lineage: Eukaryota; Viridiplantae; Streptophyta; Magnoliopsida; Malpighiales; Euphorbiaceae. Bases 146 to 1348 code for a protein of 400 amino acids. The record is from RefSeq and is a predicted model, not a curated record. Gene Ontology annotation, molecular function: ATP binding; galactokinase activity. Gene Ontology annotation, biological process: galactose metabolic process. The transcript is spliced from 15 exons. Gene Ontology annotation, cellular component: cytosol; cytoplasm.
AAGACAUGUUUAAUUUAUUAUCUUGAAAUAAAUGCUAUGGCUUGCAAGUGCAAACGAAGACGCUUCGUCUUAGAUCAUUUGCAAUUCUAAAAAUGAUAAAAUUUUAUAAAAUAAAAGAUGAUAUAUUACCAUUGACCGAAGCUAUAUGAUGAUUGUACAGAGUAUGAGACGUAGAUACCCAUCUGAAUUUGUGAUUGCCAGAGGAACUGGGACAAUGGAGAAAGGACUUUCUUGGCCUUGUGAAGAUGAGCUGAAGGGUUUGAGGAAAAUCGUUUCUGCAAUGGCUGGGAGACGUCCUGAAGAAGUUCGAGUUGUAGUCUCUCCUUAUCGGAUUUGUCCUCUGGGUGCGCACAUUGAUCAUCAGGGUGGAAUUGUUUCAGCUAUGACAAUUAACAAAGGAAUACUUCUGGGGUUUGUUCCUUCUGGUGAUGCCAAGGUUAUACUGCGUUCAGGACAAUUCAGUGGAGAAGUUAGAAUCAGCGUUGAUGAAGUACAAUACCCAAGACCCAUUAGAAAAAACAGUGAGAACCAUGCAAGCAAUUCUCAAAAACUACAAGAAGAUUGUAAUUGGGGAAAUUUUGCCAGAGGAGCUGUCUAUGCACUGCAGAGCAGGGGGUUCUCUAUAACUCAGGGCGUCAUAGGGUACAUUAGUGGUUCCGAAGGUUUUGACAGUUCUGGCCUUAGUUCUUCUGCUGCUGUUGGAGUUGCUUAUCUAUUGGCUUUGGAAAGUGCGAAUAACUUAACUAUACCUCCUACUGAAAAUAUUGAAUAUGACAGGGUGAUUGAAAAUGAAUACUUUGGCCUGAGAAAUGGCAUACUGGAUCAAUCAGCAAUAUUGCUUUCAAGACAUGGUUGCCUAACGUGCAUGGACUGCAAGACUAAAGAGCACAAGCUUAUUCGUCCAUUGAAGUUGCAGAAAUUCUACAAAAUAUUAGUGGCAUUCUCAGGCCUUAGGAAUGCUUUGACCAACAACCCUGGAUACAAUUGUCGGGUUGCAGAGUGUCAACAAGCUGCAAGAUUUCUACUAAAAGCUUCUGGAAAUGAAAACAUGGAGCCUUAUCUAUGCAAUGUUGAGCCAGAGGCAUAUGAAAUGUACAAGGGCAACUUGGAACCCCUUCUAGCCAAAAGAGCAGAACAUUAUUUUUCAGAAAAUAAGCGGGUUAUCAAAGGUCUUGAAGCUUGGGCUUCUGGCAACUUACAAGAAUUCGGAAAGCUCAUUUCAGCCUCUGGUUUAAGUUCUAUUCAGAACUAUGAAUGCGAGUUUCUUCAACUUGAAUCCAUGACCUUCCAGUCAAAGAGGAGCAACAUUUCUUAUUACAACACCAAACAAAACUUGCAACACACAUAGACAAAUAAUUAACACUCGUAAUUAUUUAUAUGUGCACGAUGCAAGUUUUGUUUGGUGUUGUAACAAAUAACAAGUAAAAAAAAAAAAAAAAACACACACACACACACACACACACGCAUAUAUAUAUUAUCAACGUCAUGUAUAACUUUUAUGCCCUGUACUAGCAUUGUUAAGAUCCUGUUAAGGAUGCCUGUAUAGGCUGGAAUUACUUUCGCCUGUGUUUCUAAAGUUAAACCAAACAGGCUGAUUUUCUGGUUACACAACCUGGAAAAAUAAGAACCAGUUGCCGGGAUCUAGUUUUACCACCUUAACUAGAGUUGUUUCAGAGUUGGAAGUUGGAAUUCAUGGUUUUUAACCUGUAAUUGCCAUUGGCAUGUGACCGAUGUAGUACCAUUUAUGCUAUGUUGAUUGUUUAGGCUGCGUGCCACUGAAACAACUGUACGAGAUUCUUCUGAGGGCUCCUGGUGUAUUUGGGGCACGGUUUAGCGGUGCUGGAUUUAGAGGCUGUUGUGUUGCAUUUGUAGAUGCUGAUUUUGCAGAAGAGGCUGCUUCUUUUGUUAGGGAAGAGUAUCUUAAGGCUCAACCUGAAUUGGCUAGUCAACUCAACCCAAACUCAGCAGUGAUAAUAUGUGAAGGAGAUGACUCUGCUCGUGUAAUGCAACAGAAGUGAAUAAACUACUCGGCCAUUUAUUGCAUUAAUUCUUUGAUUCUCUUGAAUGUCCCUGGUUGCAAGCUGAUCGCAACCAAUACAAGGGUUCUGGUAAUGCCAAAAGGAUGACUACAAAUCAUAUGUAAUAAUUACUGUGUUCAUCAAGUAAAUGUGGAAUUCAUUUCCAUUAGUUAAUGAAUUCUUGGUUUUGUGAAUAA